This is a messenger RNA of Haemonchus placei, 885 nucleotides long. Lineage: Eukaryota; Metazoa; Nematoda; Chromadorea; Rhabditida; Trichostrongylidae. The record is from the annotation of a GenBank genome assembly.
AUGAUAGAUAGCUAUAAAUUUUUGUUUUCUUUUUAUUUUUAUUACGCUACUUUUUUAUUUUUCGAUGAAAUACCAACUUUGCAGCUCGUCGAUUCUGUCAUCCCUGUGCUUACCAUUGUUCUCUCUUUGAUUGGUCUCAUAGUUAACGGGAUAUUUAUUUAUUUAACCAUAAAAGGGAUAAGGGACAAAGUGUUGCCAUUGAAGCAGUAUCAAAACAUGACGUUGGAGGAACUGGACUACUUGAUUCCCCAUGGACGGACCAUGUUUACUAUGUUGUUGACGUUGAACUUUUGGGCUUCAGCUGGCUGUUAUUCGGUGCUGGCCCUGUUCAUGUUUCUCGCUGUUCGCCAUCCAAUCAUCUAUCGAGUGAAGAUCACAUCGAAGCGAACCACGUAUGCGAUCGUUGCUGUUUGCAUUUCAUCGAAUAAUGCCUUCAACAUUUUCAACUCCGGGACCGAUCUUAUUCAGUGGUCAGUCAGUACAGAGGAUUUCGCGCUGUCCAUUUCGAAUUUAGUUAUUGUUCUGAUAGCUUUGGUAAUUGGUACUUCAUCCUACAUAUUUAUAAUCGUCUACCUAUGGCGAGUACGACGAUCCAGAGGCGAAGUUAAUCAGCAUCUGAUGUCGAUCGUCAGAAUGGCAUUGAAUGUGUUCGCAUUUGCCAUCUCCUGUGUCGUCAUGGCUGGUUUCGUUUCCAUCCCGCUCGUUCUUAAGACGCAAAUUGAUGAUCUCAAUUGUGAACUGCUUGAGAACUCGACAUGCGAAUCAGUUGUGGGUGCAUACGAACUGGGAUUUCACAUGGCACAAUGGACGACAGCAGCGAUGACCGGCUGGCAGCUUCGAAUGAUUGUCGAUCCGGUGGCUAAUAUCUUUCUUGACAAUAGGUAA